Molecule: messenger RNA, 1184 nt
Organism: Sitophilus oryzae (rice weevil)
Lineage: Eukaryota; Metazoa; Arthropoda; Insecta; Coleoptera; Curculionidae
Product: cell surface glycoprotein 1-like
Exons: 3
Coding region: 68-1132 (354 amino acids)
Source: RefSeq, a predicted model, not a curated record
AUCGAAGUAUAAAUAUGACCGGUGUCUAAGGCUAAGGUAUCAUAACCGAUCAGAAGCUUCUCUAAACAUGAAGUUACUAGGAUUGGCAUUAGUUGCAGUUGUGGCACUUGCCACUGUUCAGACCAGCGAAGCCUUCAGUUUAUUCGGUUGGCAUAAAGCAAAACACGUAGCAGCACUAGCUGAUGAACCUUCUCCACCAUCUGACUUACCAACUCCACCAUCCGGUGAGCCAUCACCACCACCACCACCAUCUGGUGAACCUCUUAAAGUAAAGGAUGAGCCUUCUCCACCAUCUGACUUACCAACUCCACCAUCCGGUGAGCCAUCACCACCACCACCACCAUCUGGUGAACCUCUUAAAGUAAAGGAUGAGCCUUCUCCACCAUCUCCACCAUCUGACCUACCAACUCCACCAUCCGGUGAGCCAUCACCACCACCACCAUCUGGUGAACCUCUUAAAGUAAAGGAUGAGCCUUCUCCACCAUCUGACUUACCAACUCCACCAUCCGGCGAGCCAUCACCACCACCACCACCAUCUGGUGAACCUCUUAAAGUAAAGGAUGAGCCUUCUCCACCAUCUGACUUACCAACUCCACCAUCCGGUGAGCCAUCACCACCACCACCACCAUCUGGUGAACCACUUAAAGUAAAGGAUGAGCCUUCUCCACCAUCUGACUUACCAACUCCACCUUCUGGUGAACCAUCACCACCUCCACCUCCAUCUGAUGAACCUCUUAAGGUAGUGAAGGAUGAGCCUUCUCCACCAUCUGACUUACCAACUCCACCAUCCGGUGAACCAUCUCCACCACCACCACCAUCUGAUGAACCACUCAGACGCAGAGCAGUAAAAGACGAACCAUCUCCACCAUCUGACUUACCAACUCCACCAUCCGGUGAACCAUCUCCACCACCACCACCAUCUGAUGAACCACUCAGACGCAGAGCAGUAAAAGACGAACCAUCUCCACCAUCUGACUUACCAACUCCACCAUCCGGUGAACCAUCACCACCACCACCACCAUCUGGUGAACCUCUUAAAGUAAAGGAUGAGCCUUCUCCACCAUCUGACUUACCAACUCCACCAUCCGGUGAACCAUCUCCACCACCACCACCUACUGCUUAUAUUUUCUAAACUGAAAAUUUAACACGCCUUGUAAGAUAAUGUAUUUUUUUAAUUUUUGUAA